This is a messenger RNA of Grus americana (Whooping crane), 864 nucleotides long. RefSeq names its product baculoviral IAP repeat-containing protein 5.1-like. NCBI's taxonomy places the organism in Eukaryota, Metazoa, Chordata, Aves, Gruiformes, Gruidae. The record is from RefSeq and is a predicted model, not a curated record. The coding region runs from base 514 to 843 and encodes 109 amino acids. The transcript is spliced from 3 exons.
UAUCUGAGAAGGUGUGAAGUUUAAUAACUGAAACAAACUUACUUAAUUUUUAGUGUUCUGACCAACUGUAAUUCUAAAGUGACAGGAAAACUUAGAAGUCAAAGAUGUAGCAUUUUGCUCACAUAAUUUAUAUUUAAAGGUUCUCUAUGUCCAUGGUCUUAUGCUAUGUUUUUUCUGUGAAAAUUAAAUUCUUUAAAGUCCUGGCUAUGGCAGAUCUCAUGCACUGCUACUAGUGCAUCUACUAGACAUUAUCUGGUUGACAAAGCUACUCUGGUAGCCUGCAGAUACCACAGCUAUGCAGAAAUCCAUUCACUACUUGUAGCCUAUUCCUUCUUCCUCUACCAGUUGCUUAUUUACCUGCUUGCAGUCCUCACAAUUUAUUUUUCAGCCUGAUCUGUGCUGACAGACAUUGUGGUGACAGGCAUUAUUUGCAAGCUCUCAGAAACAGUUUGCUGAAGUGAACAUGAACAGUGUGUUGGAUCAGGCUCUAAACUUCUACACUGUCACCUGCAGAUGGCAAAGGCUGGCUUUGUCCACUGUCCAAAUGCAAAUGAACCAGAUGUGGCAAAAUGUUUCUUUUGCUUGAUAGAACUGGAGGGCUGGGAACCGAAUGAUGACCCAUGGGAGGAACACUCUAAACGUCACAGCUGUGGCUUUUUAUCCCUUACCAAGCACUUUGAUGACCUGACAAUGGAGGAGUACUACAUGCUGGAGAUGACACGGCUGAGAACCUUCCUUUUAACAGUGACAAAAGUGGUUCAAUGGACUGGCACAAAUGGACAGUAUUAUCUGAACAUGGAAGUGGUUAUGGUCAGAUGUGGUGCAAGUAGGAAAGAAGGAUAACAUUUUUAAUUGUCCAGAUGG